Molecule: messenger RNA, 1743 nt
Organism: Leptopilina heterotoma
Lineage: Eukaryota; Metazoa; Arthropoda; Insecta; Hymenoptera; Figitidae
Product: neuronal acetylcholine receptor subunit alpha-6-like
Exons: 7
Coding region: 415-1656 (413 amino acids)
Biological process (GO): monoatomic ion transmembrane transport; signal transduction; nervous system process
Cellular component (GO): membrane; neuron projection; synapse
Molecular function (GO): transmembrane signaling receptor activity; neurotransmitter receptor activity; extracellular ligand-gated monoatomic ion channel activity
Source: RefSeq, a predicted model, not a curated record
GAUUAUAUUCAACUUUAAUAGUAAUUAAAUAUUAAUACCAUUUUUUCAUUUUUAUAAUUUUUUUACAUACUUUCAAAAUAUAUUAUUUUUUAUAUAAUAUAAAAGAAGAUUAUUAAUGUUUCAUAUUAUAGAACAUAUAUAUUUAUUCUCUUCUUUCAUUUUUAUUUGUGAUAUAAUGUACGAAUUCUGUAUAAAAUAAAUUAUCUCCAAUGUCACAAGCAUAUUUUCAUGGUUUAAAAUCAUUUUUGUGAUAGAAUAUUUAAAAAAAAAAGAGUUCGAUUGAUAUAUGAACGAAACGAGGGGCGUCAUCUAGUUUUCGAUAAUGAUCGUGUGAUAAAAAAAAAUUCAAGUGAAUAGCCAAAAUUAAAAUUAUAGUUCAUUGAAACACGGACUAUUGGUCUUUUCGUUUUGAAAAUGAAGAAAUUAAUUAUUUUUGCUUUUUUGAUAUUUAUUUUAAAAUUGCGUAUAAUUAAGCAUGUGGGGGCAAUUGAUAUUCGUAAAUGUCCACCGAAUAAAUCGUCCGCAACUGUGAGUUCACGAUUGAAGAAUCAACUUUUUUGUUCUUACGAUUCAAAUGAGAGGCCUGUUGAACGGAAGAAAAGUCUUCAAGCAUUUAUACAAAUGAUACCGAAAUUUAUGGAAUUUGAAAGUAGCAGUAGUAGCUUCACUCUUCAUUUCUGGUUAAAAUUGACAUGGAACGAUGCGCAUUUAACGUGGAAUCUUGCAGAAUUUGAAAAAUUGGAUACACUUUACGUUUUGAGUACCGAUAUCUGGAAACCCGAUUUGAUGAUAAUUAACACAGCUGAACAUUUUGAGCUUCCUACAACGACUUGCUUGCUGAAAAAUACUGGAAAUGUUACCUGUGUCAUUCCCACCAAGAUUUCAGUUUCCUGUGCCUCGGAUUUCACUUACUGGCCAUAUGAUGAACAAAAAUGUAAAAUUCGCACCGGUUCCAAUACUUAUUAUAGUCACGAGGUCGACUUUGAUUUUCUACAACCUCCUAUUUUGAUGGAAGAUUAUAUAGAGAACCACGAUUGGAUUAUGAAAGGACAAGAAGCUAGGAAAAUAAUUAUUAAUACUCUGACGAUAAAUUACACGCAAAUUGGAUUUGAAUUUCAUUUAAAGAGGCACUCGAGAAUGUCACAUUCGUUGUAUAUUACUCCAGCAACUAUCUUCUUGACGUUCACACUAACAGUUCUGUGGUUGGAUUCAACAUCGAUAGAAAGAAUGGUUCUGGCAGGUGUAAAUUUUGCUGGCCACCUUUACUGUAUUUACGAUUUACAUUGGAUGGUGCCAUUAAAUGGAUUUACUAUUCCUCACAUAAUUAUUUUUUAUCGAGAUUCAUUAAUUCUGGCAGCGUUUGCAUUAAUAAUAACGAUAGUGUUUCGAAAAAUGCAAAAAAUCACCGCAACAGCACCAAAAUGGAUUGUCUGCAUUGUAAAUUGUCGACUUCUUCAAUUUUUCGUGACAACUGCCGAAAAAUCAAAAGGAUCCUACGAAUUGGAGGAAGAAAGUGAUAACAUCGAAUCAAUUCAAUCGACAUCCGAAAUGAGUAACGAAAAAAUAUGGUCUGGAUUUGCUAAACUCCUGGAAUGGUUAUCAUUCAUUAGUAUUUCUCUUACUUAUUUUAUUUUAUUAAUUACUCUCGUACUAUAAUGAGAAAAUUUUCAAUUUUCCGCAAGUGUAGAAUUUUUUUUUUCAUUCCUUUUUUUAUUCUACCUUCUAUUCUAUCUUUUUAUCUAG